AUGCCCAGAGACAUCUGGACUAAGGUCGGAUUAGAAACAUUCCUCCACCGGGCAAACAUCAACGCUGAUGCUGCGGUUUGGAAGGUCGAUACCAGUCUCUUCCCUUCUGCGUCUCCCGUUCAAUAUUGUCUUCACAAUGCUGCCCACAACCCCACAACCUUAUCUCUCUCCUCAACCGGACGAACGUUUCUCAACUCGACCUUAGUAUCUCAGAGUGAUGUAGAACACGAAAUGCCAGCGUACCCCGGAAGCAUAUGCGCGCAUCAAUACUUAGGAAAGGGGGUUGAGGAUGAGGUGGUAGGCAUGCGUGACAACAGCGCGUGUGAAGGAUGUCGGGCGUUGGGAGGUGCUGCGAAUCAAGUCAAUGUGGGCUCAGCAUGGGUUGAGAUACGACGCGGUGAACUUUCGGCAUAUUAA
Psilocybe cubensis is the source of this 417-nucleotide messenger RNA. RefSeq lists its product as uncharacterized. The transcript has 4 exons. The coding region runs from base 1 to 417 and encodes 138 amino acids. Lineage: Eukaryota; Fungi; Basidiomycota; Agaricomycetes; Agaricales; Agrocybaceae. The record is from RefSeq and is a predicted model, not a curated record.